This is a messenger RNA of Akanthomyces muscarius, 246 nucleotides long. RefSeq lists its product as uncharacterized. The coding region runs from base 1 to 246 and encodes 81 amino acids. The record is from RefSeq and is a predicted model, not a curated record. The transcript has 7 exons. Lineage: Eukaryota; Fungi; Ascomycota; Sordariomycetes; Hypocreales; Cordycipitaceae.
AUGGUGGUGGAGGGGGGGUGUGAGUGCUUGGUGACUUCAGCUAGCGCGACAAACGGCCCAUUCUCUCCACUUGAGGCCUUUAUUUGGUGGCCCUCGAACCGUUCUGUGACAGUCUUGGUGUGGGAAAGCAGAAAAGAGGCGCUUGACACGGCGGCCCUUAAUGCUGCCAACGCCUCCGCCACCAUGCAGACUGGUCGGGUCCUUAAGCGACGCCGAGUUCCAGUCACCAGAAAUGAGCACAUGUAG